Apodemus sylvaticus (European woodmouse) is the source of this 6736-nucleotide messenger RNA. It is a transcript of the gene Efna5, whose product is annotated as ephrin A5. Gene Ontology annotation, biological process: ephrin receptor signaling pathway; regulation of actin cytoskeleton organization; axon guidance. Bases 1662 to 2348 code for a protein of 228 amino acids. The record is from RefSeq and is a predicted model, not a curated record. Gene Ontology annotation, cellular component: plasma membrane; external side of plasma membrane. Gene Ontology annotation, molecular function: ephrin receptor binding. NCBI's taxonomy places the organism in Eukaryota, Metazoa, Chordata, Mammalia, Rodentia, Muridae. The transcript is spliced from 5 exons.
GGCGUGCCCGAGGAGAUUUUUUUUUUCCCAUAAAGCAUUUUUUCUCUCCUUUUCUUUCUUUUUAUUUUUUUCCCCUCCUCUUUUGCAAAAUUGACUUUUCCCCCCUUUCUACUUCUCGCCAGUCUUCCCAACCUCUCCGGGCUGCUCGCGCCGCUGCACUCAAGUUUAUUUUCCCGCCCGGGCAGAGGUUUUAGGAUUCGGUCGGCGGCUUUCACCUCUUCUACUGCUGUGCCUAAGGAGGGAAGGAGGAGGCAGCUCCGGAUCGGGAAGGUUUUCUGAUGUAGUCAUCGGGGAGGUGCCAGCAGCUCGUGUGUGCUCCCUCUCCCUUUUUUUUCCCCUCCGGGUUUCAAACUGAUUGAUGAAUCUCUACAAGUUGCUGGGGUUGGGGCCGGAGCGGUCGGAGUCCCAGGGACACUUCUGAGAGCUCCCCCAGGGCUCUGGGCACGCAGUGUGGGGGUUCAGCCUCGCUCCCGGAAGGCGAGCGGAGACUGACAUCAGCCCAUCCCGGACUUGGAGGGCUCCAUCCGAAAGUGAUUGUUUCCCCUCCCGCUUCCCAGCCCAGCAGUUGGCUUGGCGUCGCCCUGCAGGUUUGGGCAUCCCAGCCCCGCCUGGCUGGUUCACAACCUCUGCUCUUCAGUCACUCCGCGGCACCCACACCCGGCCAAGACAAGCAAGCAGGAGAAAUCCCCGACUCAGCCAGCGCCCGGAGGUGCCAUCUCGCCCUGCCUCUGCGGUCGGACUCCUCAGGGGACCUGCUGGAAGACGGGAAGAGCCAAACUUUUCUUUGAGCUUUUUCGAAGCAAGACCCGCUUCUCCUCUCCUCCUUGCCCGAGCGCUCGGCUGCGGCUUUGGGCAGCUCCAGGACGCCGGUAGAGCCGGUCUCGCGGAUCCAGAUCGCCACCCUUCUCUGCGCACCUCCGGGUACCGCAGUCCCCAGGACUCCUGCGAGGCUUGCGUGGGGGGAUCGCCUGGCCGAGGCUCAGAAGGGAGGCUCCGGACAGCUUCCAGCCUCCCGGGGCUACAAGCGUGAGGACGCCCCCUCCCUCCCGCCCUCCACACAGCGCCCUCCUCCUGCAGUUUCUCUCCGGCCGCCAAAGUAACUUGGAGCAAAGCGGGGCGCACGGCGAGGGCCCAGAGCGGCGGAGGAACCCCGUGCAGACCGCGGCGCCGACACUGAGCCGGGCCCAGCGGGCCGGUGUAUGUCUCCCCGCGGCCGCGGCGCUCAACUCCCGGUGACUGUGCAGCGCGCGCCGCCGCCUGCCCCGACCCGCGCUGCCGCCGCCCGGCCCCGCACGCACCUCCCUCUCCCGGGGUGACCGGCCUGCAGCCGCCGCCCGAGACACAGCUCCGCACCCCUUCCCCCGCCCUCGCCGCCGCCACCGCACACACGCACGCGUCUCUCCGUCUUGUGAUUCUUCUCCCUCCCGAGCCCUUCAGUGGGGGUGCGAGUUUGUCCCCCCGCCCCAGCCCACUGCCUCCUUCUCUCGCUCUCUCUCCUCCUCUUCCUCCCGCGCUCGCCGCGCGCCUCUCGUCCCUUCAUCGUAUUUAUUCCUAUUUAUUUGGCGUCCGCUCUCUUCGUCUGCCCCUCUCCCUCCCUCCCCCUGGAUCCCCGCUCUCUUCCCGGAGUGGCGCGUCGGGGGCUCCGCCGCUGGCUAGGCGUGAUGUUGCACGUGGAGAUGUUGACGCUGCUCUUUCUGGUGCUCUGGAUGUGUGUGUUCAGCCAGGACCCGGGCUCCAAAGUCGUCGCCGACCGCUACGCCGUCUACUGGAACAGCAGCAACCCCAGAUUCCAGAGGGGUGACUACCACAUUGAUGUCUGUAUCAAUGACUACCUGGAUGUUUUCUGCCCUCACUAUGAGGACUCUGUCCCAGAAGAUAAGACUGAGCGCUAUGUGCUGUACAUGGUGAAUUUUGACGGCUACAGUGCCUGCGACCACACAUCCAAAGGGUUCAAGAGAUGGGAAUGUAACCGGCCUCACUCUCCAAACGGACCACUGAAGUUCUCGGAAAAAUUCCAGCUCUUCACUCCCUUUUCUUUAGGAUUUGAAUUCAGGCCAGGCCGAGAGUAUUUCUACAUCUCCUCUGCAAUCCCAGACAAUGGAAGGAGGUCCUGCCUAAAGCUCAAAGUCUUUGUGAGGCCAACAAAUAGCUGUAUGAAAACUAUAGGUGUUCAUGAUCGUGUUUUCGAUGUUAACGACAAAGUAGAAAAUUCAUUAGAACCAGCAGAUGACACCGUACAUGAGUCAGCCGAGCCAUCCCGCGGUGAGAACGCGGCACAGACACCAAGGAUACCCAGCCGACUUUUGGCGAUCCUACUGUUCCUCCUGGCGAUGCUUUUGACAUUAUAGCACAGUCUCCUCCCGUCACCUGUCACAGAAAACGUCAGGGUCUUGGAACACCAGAGAUCCACCUAACUGCUCAUCCCAAGAAGGGACUUGUUAUUGGUUUUUUGGCAGAUGUCAGAUUUUUUUGUUUGUUUGUUUUCUUUCCUCCAGCCUGAUUUCUAAGCAACAACUUGGGGUCUUUGGGGGUUGGGGAGGGGGUAAACUAGUUGCUGCCUCCUUCACCCCACCGUCCCCCUAGCCCUUGCCCUUGACUCCUCUUACCCCCUUCCCAAUUAAAUGGAGUCCAGAUAAAAUUGCCAGAUUGUCAGAGUGACAGCAGCGGGUCUUGGCCUCCUGUGCGUUCUCCUCUAGAGCUCACCUUCGGAAGCUCAGGGUGUUGACUGUAUGUACUCAAGAAAGAAUAGCAGCCGAUGCUGCCUGCAGUGUCCAGGCCUGAGAGGGGUGCCCUCUCCUAUACAAUACUCAACGCCUUCACGGUCAGGACAGUAAGGUGAUUGUGUGGAGUACGGUGUUAGCCUGCCAGGUCCAGAGGGCGGAGUUAAGAAUAGGCAUAAUAUUAUACCACAUCCUCUAGGAGCAUAGAAGUGAGCAGGCUUCUCAAAGGUUCAGAUACUAGUUUUUACUUCAUCAAAUGGGACUGUCUUAAAAGAUUUUUUUUUAUUUUUUUAUUUUUAUUUUUUUAUUUUUUUUUUUGGCCAGCAAAACUUGUGCUGUGUGGAAGAAGCCUGUUCUCCCAGAAGGAGGGCUGGAUGCAGAGAUGCUAGUACAGAAGAAGGGUGGAUGUUGAGAAAACAAUCUGUUGCUGGGGUGUGAGUGCCUCGAACUUUUUUGUGACCGGGCAGGGCACACCUGUGGGUUUUGGUUUUUUUGUUUUUUGUUUUCCUUUGAAUACAGUUCACCAUGGUGCUACAACUUCUUUUUUUCUUUUUAGGAGUUCAAAGAGGCAUUUUUAUGAAUAAAGUGACCUUCCCCAAGGCUGCCAAGCCAGGGUUGAUGAGUAGAGAGUAGAAUAGCCUUGGCUACUCCUCUGGGGACAAUAUGGACACGGAAAGAGAGUCUGACCAGAGGAGAUGCGAUUUGGCUCUACUGGAGCUCCAGUGUGCUGUGGCCUUUCCCCAACCCCCACCUCGAUACCCACGUUCUGCUCCGUGCUCCGUGACCACAGGGGACUCAGACACAAACCCCUGUCACCAGGAGAGUCAGUCAGCUCUUGGGAGGGCUAAAGGGAAAUUUGGAAUACAGAUUCCAAAGUUUGGAAUGAGAAAUUCAAGUGUUGAUUUUUAUCUCCUUUCCCUUUCUGACACAGCCUAAAGCGUAGGGGGAACACGUGUUUAUCUGUGGGAGAUAAACAAGAUGGAGUCCCAAAGACUUUGACAAAAUAUUUUUUUAAAAAUCCACUAGAAUAGAAAAUACAUUAUUUAGAUAUACUUUAUGCUGAGAGUGAGUAUAUAUGCUUGUCCUAUUUAAACUUGUGAGAAAAAGUGAUAUCCCUUGAUACAUUUAGAAACACAGGGGUUAUCUUGUUACAUAGUAGGGUUUGGGGCAGAAGAAUGAACACAGGAUGACCCUGUUUAAAGAACCUUAGCAUGGCCAAGGGGGUGGUUCCAGCUGAUUGCCAGGAAACACAAGCUGUGGGGUUCUCCUGGCGGGGUGUUGGGAACUUUCAAUCCCAAAGCCUGGGCAGGGAAUAAUGUCAGACCAAUGGAAAGGUGAUCUAGCCUAUUUUUGCUAUUGCACGACAUCAACAGAAACCAUACCUUUGUAAAACAAGCAAGUCAGUAAAUGCAAUGAUCAUGUAAUGUGGAAAAUUGAAAGCAUUCCAGUUUAAAAAAAUAAGGAAUUUUUUAUAUAUUUGUUUUUAAGAUGUAUAUGUUAAAACAAAAAGAGUUCACAUUAUAGAUGGACUUCAUGGAUCGGAAAUUGCUUAGAAUUGCGAGUGGUUUCAAAUUAGAAAAAUAUGUGAGUGGAAGGCAGCUGUGAACGAACUGCACCCUAGAGAGUUGUGUGCACGUUGGAAUGUAAGCUGGGCUUACUUACCUGGUCCCUUUGGAGCGGAGGCGACUGGAGUCUGCUCUCACCUGAACCGUGUGACCGGAGUCACCAGCCUCAAAGAUAAAGUUAGUUCUCUCUCCUCUUCUCCCAACAUCUGAGACUUCUCUGGAGUAACAGAGUCUGAUCACAGAAGGCACCCACCAUUUUCACUGAAACAGAACUUCAAAGCAUUGGAUUCCUUUGCCUUUAUUUAUGCGCUCGACACUGUCAGUGAUAUCCAGAUGUAUUCUUUUUAUUAAUAGUUACAGGUGUGUGGGUUAGUAGGAUUUCAGUAAAGGGACAAAAAAGUAAAGUAAAAUCCCUUCUAAGAUGGAUGGAUAGAACCAAGAUAAUACUGCAUGUGCUACAGUCAAGGACACCAAGUGAUCCCGUGGUAAUUCCAGUUAGUCCUAACGACAUUAGCAGUUCUAAUGUCAUUGUAGAAACAGUGAGUUCUGUGAUUCUAGCAUUUGUCUCUAAGCAAUGAUGAGAUGGUAUACUUCCUCAUGGCCCUCUCCGCCAUUGUCUUUCAUUCCCCAUUGCAAUUAGACUUCACUGCCAUGCCACCAAUGAGUAAGUUAAAAAAAGAAAAAAUAUCCAUGCCAGUAGACAAUAUGCUUUUUACCUGUGACAUGAUCUUAGCUAAUACACUUGUGCAGAGUUUUCAAGAUGAUUGGUGUCAGACAGUUUUUAUCUUGUCCAAUAAUGCGCUGGUGGCUUUUUGUGGUGUUGUUACAAUCCUCUGUGGGCUUAGGAUGUCGGUGCAACUUGGUAGUUGAUUUCAUUAAAAGAAAAAAAAAAAAAACGAUUGAAAACCAGGAAGGGCAGCCCUGGAGCCCCUCAGCCCCAGUUGGUCAAACCCCAGCGACCUUUGCCCCUGGUUGCCAAGGGUUUUGCAACAUGAAGCAGGGAAUAAAGAUCUGUCUGUUUAGUGGAUACUAUGUAUCCUUUAAUAGACCAGGUAACAGUUCGUGUUAGUUUUAGACUAUUGUUUUGUACUGUACUUUCUUGGGUGGCAGAGGAAAGAAAAGUUAAAAUGUUAAAAAAACAAAAACAUACAAAAAAAAAAAACCCAACUGCGUUCUUUAAUUCUGUAUUAUUAGCGACCUCUGUUGUAUAUAGUGUUUGAUAAUAAAGUAUUAAUUUGAUUCUUAUGUCUUUUGUAAGUGAAAACAGACUUUCAGGUUAUAAAACAUGCAUUGAGGCUUUGAGACAUCCAAUGUAUACAUGGCUGAGAAGUCACAAGAGACUGGGACUCCAUACUGGACCCGUCCAUCUUACAGCUCCAUCAUCGUCUUGGGACCAGAAACAACAGGACUGCUUUGACUGACACUUUUUUUUUUUUUUUUGUCUUCUGUGUUUUCAAGGUCUGCUGUUGGAGCUCUGUGGUCCUUCCCCUCACCCUAAGCAUGUGGUUUGACAAGGUUUAGAUGACUUAGAAAUGAUUCUGUACUUUGGUUUGGUUUUCUGUUUGUCAUUCUUCCGCCCCACCCCUCCACCCCCCAGAAGUCUUGUGAGUAUCGAGUGCGGCUCGGACUCAGGAUGCAGACCAGUCCCUCUAGGAAGGCUCAGUGGGGCUGCUCCCUCUCUGUGUCUCUGUGAAGGAAGAGUCACAGCACCUGUGGGCUUUCAAGGACUCUGUUUUUCUCCUGUGCCUUAGCAACGGCUGCAGCCAUUUUAUUAGUUUCACAAAAUUAGAAAAACAGUUUUAAACUCCUCCUUACCAUUCAUUGCUCUCAGAGUUGUGGUCACCAGAUUUUUCUUUUGAAAACCACUUCCACACCCCUGUUUUCCUCUCCCUCCCUCCCUUGCUCCCUGACCAUUCUCUCUCUCUCUCUCUCUUUCUCUCUCUCUCUCUCUCUCUCUCUCUCUCUCUCUCUCUCUCUCUCUCUCUCUCUCUCUCUCUCUCCCCACCCCCACAUUCUACUUUCCCUCAGAGCCGUGAAUGGGCAGGUCUGUCUCUGCUUUGGCAUCGCUGAGUUCUUCCCACGCCUUUGCCCCAGAGCUGCUCAGACGUGAGGCAGAAUCUCCCUACAAUGGGUCCACCCCAUUGUUUGCACAGUCUAAUAGACGCUGCCACAUUGGAGGUCACCCACGAGUCGAAAAUCCGUGUUCCAUGCUUACUCUUGACACUGCAUUGAAGCCACUCACCUUGUGUGCGUCUGGGUGUGCGGUCCAGCUCCUUCCUUCCGUGCAGCUCCCUGGUGUCCCUGCCUUGCUGUCCCCUGCCACUCCUCAUCGAGUGCUGUUUUGAAAUGCUGACAUUAUAUAAACAUAAAAGAAAAUGUAAAAAAAAAAUUAAAACACACACGCAAAUCCAUACGAUCUGUAUUUGUAUAUACACGUGUCCGUACAAGUAU